AUGGAGGCCUCACUCCCCAUGCUGGCGUGUCCUGUGCCCGUGCAGAGUUCCAAGCCCAAGCUCCAAGCAGCAUGCUCCAGCAUCCAGGAGGUCCGGCGAUGUACACGCCUUGAGAUGCCCGACAACCUCCACACCUUUGUGCUGAAGGUGAAGGACCGGACAGACAUCAUCUUUGAGGUGGGAGACGAGCAGCAGCUGAGUUCAUGGAUGGCUGAGUUCCGGGAAUGCACAGGCCAGGGCCUGGAGAGCACAGACCCAGAGAUGCACAUUCCCUCGGCCCCAGAGCCCAGCCAGUCCAGCUCCCCCAGGGGAAGCACAGACUCCCUGAAUCAAGGUGCUUCUCCUGGGGGGUUGCUGGACCCAGCCUGCCAGAAAACAGAUCAUUUCCUGUCCUGCUACCCCUGGUUCCACGGCCCCAUCUCUCGUGUGAAGGCAGCUCAGCUGGUGCAACUGCAGGGCCCUGACGCUCACGGAGUGUUCCUGGUGCGGCAGAGUGAGACACGGCGUGGGGAGUACGUGCUCACGUUCAACUUCCAAGGCAUAGCCAAGCACCUACGCCUGUCGCUGACGGAGCGGGGCCAGUGUCGAGUACAGCACCUCCACUUCCCCUCGGUCAUGGACAUGCUCCACCACUUCCAGCGUUCACCCAUCCCCCUCGAGUGUGGAGCUGCCUGUGAUGUCCGGCUGUCUAGCUAUGUGGUCGUUGUCUCCCAGCCACCAGGUUCCUCCAACACUGUCCUGUUCCCCUUCUCCCUCUCUCGCUGGGACUCAGAGCUGGGCCUUCCCCACCUCAGCUCUUCUGGCUGUCCACGGGGGCUCGGCCCGGAGGGUCUCCCAGGCCGGUCCUCUCCCCCAGAGCAGAUCUUCCACCUGGUGCCUUCGCCCGAGGAACUGGCCAACAGCUUGCGGCACCUGGAGCCUGAGCCUGCCAGCCGAGCCCGGGACUCUGACUACGAAAUGGACUCCUCUUCCCGGAGCCACCUACGGGCCAUAGACAAUCAGUACACGCCUCUCUGACAGGCGGUGGACCCAGGCCACCCGGAUGCCCUGGAGGAGCACAGCAAGCAGACAGGAACUGGUGAAUGUAACUUUCCUUCCUUUCAGAGAGAGUUAAGGGACAUGUUAACUGCUCCUUCCAGUUUGGAUGUGACCCUGCUAUUAGGCCUGUUAAAGGGCCUCCUGUAAGUUCCCUCUGGCUUUCUCCUUGUUGUUUACAGAUGUGGUUCUUGUUCGCAGAUGCCUCAAGCUCCUGCCCUGGUCCCCAGGACCAUCCCCACCACUCUUAGAGGCGGUAGGGUCAGGGCCAGACUGGCAGUGGAAACCUGUUCUCUUUUUCACUGACACUGUCGCAGCUGAUGACAGACUUUCUACUGGGGGUGGGGGGGCAUCAGGAAGCCCAAAACACUAACAAGCCCUGGAUUCCCUGUGGUUUUCCCAUGUAGCUUCAGUCCACGGGGCAGCUCUGCGGCGCCCACACCUGUCCUGCUUCGACACUCUGCCUUAGACAAAGCUCUGACAGAUGGACAGGCUAAAGUCAAAAAUGAUUUAAACAUUUUACCUCAAAGGA
Messenger RNA from Miniopterus natalensis, 1567 nucleotides. NCBI's taxonomy places the organism in Eukaryota, Metazoa, Chordata, Mammalia, Chiroptera, Miniopteridae. The record is from RefSeq and is a predicted model, not a curated record.